Molecule: messenger RNA, 957 nt
Organism: Acanthoscelides obtectus
Lineage: Eukaryota; Metazoa; Arthropoda; Insecta; Coleoptera; Chrysomelidae
Source: the annotation of a GenBank genome assembly
AAGCGGUCGGGAUCCAGUCUGUAGGACCGUUUACACACACACCGGCUAAAUCGGUGCCGGUGCCGGUACCGAUUCCCGUGCCAGCAAAGAUUUAAUUUCACAUAUACCGGCAUUUCCGUGCCGUCAAUUUUAUUCGGUGUUUGGCACUGGUAAAAGAAAGAUGUAUGUUUCUGCUCAUAAUAAACGUUGUCUUCUAGGGCUACUGUAUCUCAGGAGUAAGUAUCGAAAAGCUAAAAAAUAAAGACACAACACUAGGUGCAUCCUCUACUGUGAGAUACUUAGAAGAUGGCUUCUAUACACUUUUAAAAAACUUAGGAAAGAGAAUUCUUUAAUUACCUUAGAAUGAGUACUGAUUUCUAGUGGAACGAUUAUUAAAUAAUAUCAAGUAUCAGAAUACUUCAAUGAGGGCAUGUAUUCCUCCAAAGGUCGCAGUCACAAUAAGGUACCUUGCCUCUGGAGCAACACUUACUGAUUUACACUACUACUGCAGAAUCGGAAUAAGCACAAUAAGUAAAAUUGUUCGUUUGGUAUGGAACUUAUUAAAAGCCGAAUUUCUUCCGCAGCCUAGAGAGGAAACAUGGCAACGUAUAGCAAAUAAGUUUGAUAAAUCCACACUGCUCCUCAAUUGCUUAGGCGCUAUCGACGGAAAACAUAAACGAGCUAACCGAUUUCCCCAUAGUAGCUCAAUGAACCUUAAUUACAAGGGUUAUUUUUCCAUUAUUCUUAUGGCAGUGGUCGAUUCCGAUUAUAAAUUCAUAUAUGUUGAUAUAUUGGCCUGUGGCAUCUGUAUUUCAGCAAACAGUAUUUUUCAAAUUAAUGAUGAAAGAUCAAUGACAUAUCCCACCACCAUUAGAAGUAACUGAUGCGACCUUACGUUGGACAUAACCUUACUGAGAAAAGAAGAAUAUUCAAUUAUCGAUUAACUCGGGCAAGAAGGUACGUUGAAUGUACUUUCUG